GUAUGCCCACCCCAAGACCGUUUUUCCAUCGCUUUCCACGGCGGCCAUUCCGAUUCCGAUCCUCCACCUCUAUUGGUCACCGGGCAGCCACGCCCACGCGUGAUGGGGGCGGGACCACAUCCUGCCGCCGCCUCUUCUGGUCCCGCCGCCGCUCCGAUCCAUGGAGCAGCAGCCGCUCCUCCGUGGUGGCUGCCACACGCACACGCCUCCGCCGCCACGCCGCCUCCCCUGCUCCUCCUCCCUCUGCCGCCAACCACCACGAGCCUGCCGGACCCUCUCUGUUUCAUGGAGGGGCCGCGCGGUUCAUCCCGACCUCCACCGCGCCCGCCUCGUAGACGUCACCACCUGCGCCGCCGCCACCGCCGCCAAGACACAAGACGACGACGCUCUCGAUCGGAUCGGAGCUACCAAGCAUGCUUUCAAGAGUAUAUUGGCCAGCCUCCCUAAGCCUGGUGGUGGUGAAUACGGCAAGUUCUUCAGCCUUCCUGCACUAAAUGAUCCAAGGAUUGAUAGGCUUCCCUACUCCAUCCGUGUUCUCCUGGAAUCGGCUAUCCGCCAUUGUGAUAACUUCCAAGUUACAGAGAGUGAUGUCGAGAAAAUCAUUGAUUGGGAGAACACAUCUCCAAAGCUGGCUGAGAUACCUUUCAAGCCAGCGAGAUGCAUUCUAAUGGACAACACUGGAGUCCCAGCAGUUGUAGACCUUGCAGCUAUGCGUGAUAUGAUGCCAAAGUUGGGUUGUGAUCCCUACAAGAUCAAUCCACUGAUUCCCGUGGAUGCUGUUAUUGACCAUGCAGUGCGAGUGGACUUUGCAGGGAGGCAUGAUGCAUUGGAUAGAAACGAGGAGCUGGAGUUCCAGCGCAACAAAGAAAGGUUUGCUUUUCUUAAAUGGGCAUCCAAUGCUUUCCACAACAUGCAGGUUUUCCCCCCUGGUUCUGGCACUGUACACCAGGUAAAUAUUGAGUAUCUUGCCCGAGUUGUCUUCAACGAAGAUGGCAUUCUGUACUUCGACAGUGUGGUUGGCACAGACUCGCACACCACUAUGGCUAAUAGUCUUGGAGUUGCUGGUUGGGGAGUAGGUGGUAUUGAAGCGGUUGUUGCAAUGCUUGGCCAGCCAAUGGGCAUGGUUUUGCCUGGUGUAGUUGGAUUCAAGUUGAGUGGGAAGUUACGGGAUGGUGUCACUACGACUGACCUUGUUCUUACUAUGACCCAAAUGCUAAGGAAGCACGGUGCUAUUGGCAAAUUCGUUGAAUUCUAUGGUGUUGGUGUGGGCGAGUUAUCUUUGCCUGCCAGGGCAACAAUCGCCAACAUGUCUCCAGAAUAUGGAGCUACCAUGGGCUUCUUCCCUGUAGACCAAGUAGCAUUGGACUAUCUCAAAUUGACAGGCCGAAGCGAUGAAACUGUGUCGAUGAUUGAAGCAUACCUGCGAGCUAACAAGAUGUUUGUGGAGCACCAUGAGCCUGAGACAGAACGAGUUUACUCUUCAUAUCUGGAGUUGGACCUUAGUGACGUGGAGCCUUGCGUUUCAGGCCCCAAAAGGCCUCAUGAUCGUGUCCCUUUGAAGGAAAUGAAGUCAGACUGGCAUGCUUGCCUGGACAACGAAGUUGGUUUCAAGGGCUAUGCAGUGCCAAAGGAACAACAGGGUAAAGUUGUGAAAUUCGACUUCCAUGGACGGCCAGCUGAAAUCAAGCAUGGCAGUGUUGUUCUUGCAGCAAUAUGUAGCUCCACAAACACAUCGAAUCCCAGCGUCAUGAUUGGUGCUGGCCUUGUGGCAAAGAAAGCCUGUGAAUUGGGCCUUGAGGUGAAGCCAUGGGUAAAGACAAGCCUUACCCCUGGAUCUGUGGUUGCUACGGAGUACUUGAAACAUAGUGGCCUUCAAGAUUAUCUGAACCAGCAAGGGUUCCAUGUCGCUGGGCAUGGAUGCGCCACUUGCGUCGGCAACUCUGGCGACCUGGAUCAAUUUGUAUCAGCUGCUAUCAUCGAAAAUGAUAUCGUUGCUGCUGCGGUGCUGUCGGCCAACCGAAACUUUGAGGGCCGUGUGAACCCUCUCACUCGGGCUAACUACCUUGCCUCGCCGCCUCUGGUUGUUGCCUAUGCUCUUGCCGGCACUGUUGACAUUGACUUCGAGAAAGAGCCCGUUGGAGUUGGAAAGGGUGGCAAGGAAGUUUUCUUGAGGGACAUAUGGCCUUCAAACCAAGAAAUCGAUCAGGUUGUCGAGUCCAGCGUGCAGACUCACUUGUUCAAGAAAGUGUAUGAUUCCAUCAUGGAACGCAACCAUAGGUGGAACGAGCUGCCAGUUCCAAAGGUGGCGCUGUACCCAUGGGAUGACAACUCCACCUACAUCCGCAAGCCCACCUACCUUGAGGGCAUGUCCAUGAUGCCACCUGGUCCACCCACGGUGAAGGAGGCCUACUGCCUGCUCAACCUUGGGGACAGCAUCACCACGGACCACAUUUCCUACUCGGGGAAGAUCCCCGAGGGCACCCCUGCGGCCAAGUAUCUGCUCGAGCAUGGCGUGGACCCCAAGAACUUCAGCUCCUACGGCGGCCGCCGUGGCAACAACGAGGUGGUGAUGAGGGGAGCUUUUGCCAACAUGAGGAUCGUGAACAAGCUUCUGGGUGGCAAGGCUGGUCCCUGGACGAUCCAUGUUCCUACUGGGGAGAAGCUCUAUGUUUACGACGUGGCAAUGAAAUACAAGUCGGAAGGCCAUGAUAUGGUCAUUAUCGCUGGUGCUGAGUAUGGCAGUGGUAGCUCUCGUGACUCUGCUGCCAAGGGACCAAUGCUACUGGGUGUCAAGUCGGUGAUUGCAAAGAGCUUCGAGCGGAUCCACCGGAGCAACUUGGUUGGAAUGGGGAUCAUUCCUCUCUGCUUUAAAGCAGGAGAGGAUGCCGAUUCACUUGGCCUCACCGGACGUGAGCGCUACACCAUCCACCUCCCUACCAGCAUUGCUGAGAUCAGUCCUGGCCAGGACGUGACAGUCACAACCCACGACGGCAGAUCCUUCAUUUGCACUCUUCGCUUGGACACACAGCUUGAGGUGACAUACUUCAACCAUGGAGGCAUCCUUCCCUACAUGGUCCGCAACCUGGCAGCACAGAUGAAAUAAGUUAAAGUUUAUUGGUGGGAAUAAAUUAAAAGGUAGUUUAAUGCCACGUAUUUGGCGCAUGUCUGUAAAUAAGUGGCACGUGCAAAUCUUCACUUGCGCUCUUCGCUCUGGCAUUGAGGUGGAUCGGAACUGCCAUAUACUUUCUCCGCAGCACAUGGGCAUGAAUUUUGUUUUAGCACCGAUUAUUUGUACUCUUGAUUCUUUGGUUACAUGCCCUCUUCGGUCCUCCUGAUGUUAAUUUGCUUUGCAAACAAUAUCAGCGUGCCUUUGUAGAUUUCGAAAUGGAUAUAUAUGUCCUAUUGAAAUUUGCUGUCUAUUGUUAUUUCUAUUGAA
Messenger RNA from Sorghum bicolor (sorghum), 3436 nucleotides. Its product is annotated as putative aconitate hydratase, cytoplasmic. Lineage: Eukaryota; Viridiplantae; Streptophyta; Magnoliopsida; Poales; Poaceae. The transcript is spliced from 20 exons. The record is from RefSeq and is a predicted model, not a curated record. Gene Ontology annotation, cellular component: cytosol; mitochondrion. The coding region runs from base 161 to 3103 and encodes 980 amino acids. Gene Ontology annotation, biological process: citrate metabolic process; tricarboxylic acid cycle. Gene Ontology annotation, molecular function: aconitate hydratase activity; 4 iron, 4 sulfur cluster binding.